Molecule: messenger RNA, 2117 nt
Organism: Vitrella brassicaformis
Lineage: Eukaryota; Vitrellaceae
Source: the annotation of a GenBank genome assembly
CGUAAGAGAAAAUCGUCAUAGGUAUGCAUGAAUCGAUGAACACACACCGCACUCCGGCGGCACACAAAUAUCCUCACGAACUGAGUGCGUCAGUGUGUCAGCCUGUCUGACUCGCUCACUCCACUCACACGCCCCAACCCCCCUAGGCCUGUGUGUCCUCUUGGUGCUGGAUGCACUGCUGCGCCAGGAAGCUCACCGCACGAUAAAUGUGCAUGUAGGCCGUCCGCAUCUCUGAGUCGUGUUCGUGCUCUCCCUCUCUCUCUCUCGGCGGUCUCUGUGGGGGAGGUAUGGCGUCGAGGGCGGCCUCGAAGAUGUCGAGCAGCUGGAUGAGCUGCUCCAGGGUGCGGUUGGCCUGCUGCGCCGACACCACGUCGUAGUACUCGUCUACAAUCGACCUGCAUGUGCACAGGGGUGCAUACAAAGGGAAAAGUGGCUCAUGGCGUGGCGUGUGUGUGUGUGUGUGAGGUGCAUCCCGACGGGCUGGGCUUACUUGAGGGGUAUGUUCAUCCUCUUGAGGUCGUCGGCAGCCCUGUAAAACGCCGCGUCACACGGCAUCGGCAGACCCUCCCCGUCGCCACCAACAUCGCCACUACCCCUCUCUCUCUCUCUUCUUCCCCCCUCCCGCCGGCCCCUCCUCCUGCUGCUGCUGGUGCUGGUGCUGUUGGUGCAAGGCUCCACCCGCUGCAGCAGCUGGGUGGCACACUGCAGGUGUGGGGCACCAUCAGAUGCCCUCACCAUGGCAAGCGCCAUGGGGCCGCGCCUGUCGGGCUGCCUCUCACGCUCGGCCCCCACAGUGCCCGCAGUGUUGACGAAGUGCUGCCGCACCUGCUCAAGCCACCGACAUACCGCAAACAGCGACAGAGAGUUCCCAAAGCCCCGCAUCCACGGCUCGCUCCCCGCCCAGCCCUCAUGGGGCUGCUCCGCAAUCACCCGCGACCACGCCUGCCCGUGACACGCGUCGAUGAAGUGCGGCAGCGACAUGAUGACCUCCUUGGCAUACGAGGCCAGGCACGUGAACAUCACGCCCUUGACGAGGGCCUCCUCGCCGGCAGCCAGGGGUCUAGGUGCGAGGGGGGGCGGGGAGGGCUCCGGUGAGCCGAAAAGAGAGGGGGUGGGGGAGGGAGGGCGUGCACUCAGGCGGCUCAGGAACUCUUCCCGAUGCUGCUGCGGGCCCUGAAAGGCAAACAAACAAACGUGACCAUAUAUCAAUCACAUCUUCCGCUUCUAUGUUUGCCCCCGACCAACACACCAUUGCUGGGUCCCUCUCGCAUUCCGCGAGUGUGCUGUUCAGUCUGUGCCUCAGAUACUCCAGCCGCUGCCAAUCGCCGACGUCAAAAGGCAGGGUCGCCCCAACACACCCGUCCUCACCCCCUGCACCAUCCGCCGGGCCAUCGACAUGGUCGUUUGUGUGAGGUGGGGCUGCAGGGGAGGUCGGCUUCCUCUUGGCUUCAUCGGCAGCAGCAGCUCCUGCUGCUGAUGAUGAUCCUGAUGGUUGCGGGGCUGUGGGGAAGUCUGAGAGGCCGACUGCCUUCUUGGCUUUUGCGAGGAUGGCAGCGAAAGCCGCGUCUUCGCCCUGAUGGAUGGAUGGAUGGACCACACACACAGAUCCACCCCACAACAGAAGAAGAAUGAAAGCGCGGCGCUCGUUUUCGCCAUUCUCUGACUCGUACCUGGAGCGAUGCCGGAGGAGUGAGAUCACCAUCUCCAUCCCCUCUCCCAGUAGCCCUUCUCGCGCCGCCCCUGAGAUCCCUCCCCGCCUGACCCUGAUGCGCUCGCCCACUCAGCCGCGCCCCUCUCUCGCCCUUCCUCCUUACAUGACUGUGAACACUGCUUUGUGGUGCAGCCGAUGGCGCAGCAGCAGGGGAUAAUGGGUUAUCUGGAUAAUGCGAUUGCGAUUGCGAUUGGGAUGGCCUGCUGCUCGCCGAUGGCGCUGGUGGUCUCCUGGUUGUUGCUGGGGCGGGUGUGAUGGAUGCGAAUGCUCUCUGGACGGUGGCGAGAACGGACCCCAGGCGGACCUCCACGCCGGCGGCUGAGGCGCCCUGCUCGACGAGUGAGGUGUAGAGUGCCUCCAGGGAUUGUGUCAGCGACUCAAACAGAUUCAACGAUGCAUCCGCCAU